AUGAAGCGGCAGCCAGCCUCCGCGGAAUUUGCGGCUUACCAGAAGAACGUGAAGCACAGGGCUCGUCUGGAUCCUGUCAAUGAGCAACACGUGGCGGCAGCAGCUGCUGCCACGUCAGCACUGCAGGAGAAGAAAGCAGGCGGGCUGACGAAGAAGAACGUGAAGCACAGGGCUCGUCUGGAUCCUGUCAAUGAGCAACACGUGGCGGCAGCAGCUGCUGCCACGUCAGCACUGCAGGAGAAGAAAGCAGGCGGGCUGACGAAGGUGGGUGGAGGGCGGCCGCAUAUAGCGGUGUGCUUGUCUUGCUUCCGAUUCAUUGUUCUCUCUUUCGUCCUUGCUCACUGGCUGGUGGUUGGGGUGGGUGGUGGUGGUGGUGGUGGUGGCGGUGGCGGUGGCGGUGGCGGUGGCGGUGGCGGUGGCGGUGGUGGUGGUGGUGGUGGUGGUGGUGGUGGUGGUGGUGCUGGUGGUGAUGGUGAUGCUGGGUGCACUACAAUAUUUGAUGGUUCGCUCCUCUCCCUUUUCACUGCCGCAUGUCAUCCCUCGCUCCAACCGUCUACUGCCACUGCCUGCACCUCGCCCUUCUUCGUGCGGUGGCGGUGGGUGGACGUGGAGGGGCGGGAGGGCGAGGAGGAGCUGGACCGCGCGGCGGUGAUGCAGCGCACGGGGCUGCAUGCGCGCGACCUGCGCAUCCUCGACCCGCUGCUCUCCUACCCCUCCACCAUCCUCGGCCGCGAGCGAGCCAUCGUCCUCAACCUCGAGGCUGCUGCUGCUGCUGCUGGCGGCGGUGUGCGUGGCGCUGAUGGCUCUGUGAGGAGGCACGACUCAGGCAGUGGCGAUGCAAGGGAGGGGCAUGGGGGUGGAGGGGGGAGAGAGGGCCAUCAAGGGAGAGAGGGCCAUCAAGGGAGUGAGGGCUCAAGGGACAGUGGGAACGCUGUUCAUGGGAGCGAUGCGGCAAGAAGAGUAGAUGAGAGGCGGAGAGUAGAUGAGAGGCGGAGAGUAGAUGAGAGGCGGAGAGUAGAUGAGAGGCGGAGAGUAGAUGAGAGGCGGAGAGUAGAUGAGAGGCGGAGAGUAGGUGCGACAUCAGAGAUUGAGAUGGCGGAGUGUGACGGGCGUGAGAGACGUGUGCCAGUGGAUGGCGAAGGGGAGGAGGAGGAAGAUGAGGAGGAGGAGGAUGAGGAGGAGGAUGCAUGGGAGGGCAUGGGCAGUGCGCACGGGUCGGGGGCAGAGAGUGAGCCGCUCACCCUGCGACUGCGAGUGACGGACGGCGGUGGGGGGGAGGGCACGGGGCUAGAAGCAGAGGGGGGGGAGCGGAGUGGAGGAGAGAGGGGAGCAAGGGGAUGGCAGCAUCAGGACGAAGAGGGGGACGAAGAGGACAUGGAGGAGUUCAAUCAUGCUGUCAAUCAUGCUGGGUUCGAUGUGUCUCAACUGGAACCUCAGCCGGGCUCUAGGCGAACUGUGUUGGUUACUGUGCUCAUUUCUAUUUACAACGCACCCGUCCCAACGCGCUCCCCUGUGCUGGUUACUGUGCCCAUUUCUAAUUACAACGCACCCACGUGCCCCCCUGUGCAUGGUGCAUCAGACCGGCCGUUUGAGUUCAUCGCAUUGGAGGUGGCGUUGGAGCAGGUGUGCCGCGCGCUGGACUCGCACACCACACUGCUCGAGAACGAGGCCUACCCCGCCCUCGAUGAACUCACCUCGCGAGUGAGCAGUCUCAACCUGGACCGAGUGAGAAGCAUGAAGAACAGAAUGAGUCGACUCAUUGCUCGCGUGCAGAAGGUGCGGGAGGAGUUGGAGCAGCUGUUGGACGACGAUGACGACAUGGCCGAGAUGUUCCUCACCCGCAUGGCCGCCGCACCCCACUCCCCCACUGCCACCUCGCUGCACGGCGCUGCCUCCCUCGCCUUCUCCCUCCCCGCCACCGCCGCCCUCCACGCGCCAUUUGCCGCUCCCCAUCUCGCCACCUCCCCUCUCCGCUCGCGGAUGUCCAUUGGCGGGCGUUGGGGCGCCAUGGGCGUGGGGGCGGGGGGUGGCGGCGUGGCGGCGAUGAUGAGCCGCGCGAGUGCAUACAGCAGUGCGCACUCUGACAACGAUGAUAUUGAAGAGCUGGAGCAGCUGCUGGAGGUGAGCGUAAAUGUACGCGCUGGACCCCCCCUCACUGCUCUCACUGCUCAUGCUGCUCUCACUGCUCAUGCUGCUCUCACUGCUCAUGCUGCUCUCACUGCUCAUGCUGCUCUCACUGCUCAUGCUGCUCUCACUGCUCAUGCUGCUCUCACUGCUCAUGCUGCUCUCACUGCUCAUGCUGCUCUCACUGCUCAUGCUGCUCUCACUGCUCAUGCUGCUCUCACUGCUCAUGCUGCUCUCACUGCUCAUGCUGCUCUCACUGCUCAUGCUGCUCUCACUGCUCAUGCUGCUCUCACUGCUCAUGCUGCUCUCACUGCUCAUGCUGCUCUCACUGCUCAUGCUGCUCUCACUGCUCAUGCUGCUCUCACUGCUCAUGCUGCUCUCACUGCUCAUGCUGCUCUCACUGCUCAUGCUGCUCUCACUGCUCAUGCUGCUCUCACUGCUCUCGCUGCUCUCACUGCUCAUGCUGCUCUCACUGCUCAUGCUGCUCUCACUGCUCAUGCUGCUCUCACUGCUCAUGCUGCUCUCACUGCUCAUGCUGCUCUCACUGCUCAUGCUGCUCUCACUGCUCUCGCUGCUCUCACUGCUCAUGCUGCUCUCACUGCUCUCGCUGCUCUCACUGCUCAUGCUGCUCUCACUGCUCUCGCUGCUCUCACUGCUCAUGCUGCUCUCACUGCUCUCGCUGCUCUCACUGCUCUCGCUGCUCUCACUGCUCAUGCUGCUCUCACUGCUCUCGCUGCUCUCACUGCUCUCGCUGCUCUCAGUGUCACCGUCUGGUCUUGUGGUGUGUAUAUCGAGUGGUACUCCUAA
Molecule: messenger RNA, 2931 nt
Organism: Closterium sp. Yama58-4
Lineage: Eukaryota; Viridiplantae; Streptophyta; Zygnematophyceae; Desmidiales; Closteriaceae
Source: the annotation of a GenBank genome assembly